Messenger RNA from Elaeis guineensis (African oil palm), 2513 nucleotides. Its product is annotated as subtilisin-like protease SBT5.3. The record is from RefSeq and is a predicted model, not a curated record. Gene Ontology annotation, molecular function: serine-type endopeptidase activity. NCBI's taxonomy places the organism in Eukaryota, Viridiplantae, Streptophyta, Magnoliopsida, Arecales, Arecaceae. Gene Ontology annotation, biological process: proteolysis.
AUGGAGAUUGAGAGGAGGAGUUUUCGUCUUUUUACUGUAAUUCUCAUCUUUUCUUUCCUGCAGGAUCCGGCUACUGCUAUUAAAAAGUCUUAUGUUGUGUACCUUGGUGGUCAUUCUCAUGGGCCCCACGCCACUGUGGAAGACUACAAGCGAGUCACAGACUCUCACCACGAGUUCUUGGGUUCCUUUUUGGGAAGCAAGGAAAAGGCCCGCGAGGAAAUGUUUUACUCAUACACCAAAUAUAUCAAUGGCUUUGCUGCAACUUUAGAAGAGGAAGAAGCAAAACGGAUCUCAAAACAUCCUGAAGUUAUAUCAGUAUUUGAAAACACGGCAAAGAAAUUGCAGACAACGAGAUCAUGGGAUCUAGUUGCAAUGGAGAGAAAUGGCAGGGUCCCCCCACAAUCAAUUUGGGCCCAGGCAAAUUUUGGCAACGAUACAAUCAUUGCAAAUCUUGACACUGGGGUGUGGCCAGAAUCUGAGAGCUUCAAUGAUCGAGGAAUGGGGCCGGUUCCAUCUAGAUGGAAAGGAUUCUGCCAGAAUAACACUAAAGAAGGGGUGCCUUGCAACAGAAAGCUGAUCGGAGCGCGGUACUUCUACAAGGGAUACGAAAGUGGAUCCGGGAUUAAGGUCGUCAACGGCUCUGCACGGGAUACCGAGGGCCAUGGCAGCCACACCCUGUCGACCGCCGCAGGUCGCUUCGUCCCCGGGGCCAACAUCUUCGGCCACGCCAACGGCACGGCCAAGGGUGGCUCCCCGCACGCGCGCGUCGCUGCCUACAAGGUCUGCUGGGGGGACUGCUACAACGCCGACAUCAUUUCAGCCUUUGAAGCUGCCAUCGAUGAUGGCGUCGACGUGAUCUCCCUGUCCCUCGGCGGCGACCCCACCUUUUACUUGGAGGACUCGGUUGCGAUUGGCUCCUUGCAUGCCGUCGCCAAUGGGAUCACGGUGGUCUGCUCUGCCGGCAACAGCGGCCCCAUUCCAGGGUCGGUGACCAACGUUGCACCAUGGAUCCUAACUGUGGGAGCUAGCACUAUCGACAGGGACUUCCUUGCCUUCCUCACUCUUGGUGACAAGACGCAGAUAAAGGGGGAGAGCCUUGCAUCAGAAGUGCUACCAGCAAAUAAGCUUUAUCCGUUGAUCAGUGGUGCCGAUGCCAAGAAAGCUAACGUUUCCGCCAGUGAAGCCGAUUUAUGCUACCCGGAUUCUCUUGAUCCCAACAAAGUCAAAGGAAACAUCGUUGCAUGCAUCCGUGGGGAUGUUGCGCGACUGGAUAAGGGUGCAGAAGUUCUGAUGGCUGGAGGCGCCGGGAUGAUCCUCAUAAACGAUAAAACGAAUGGAAACAGCUUGCUUGCAGAUCCGCAUCUUCUUCCAGCUAUAAUGAUUACUUAUGAAGAUGGUUUUGCACUACGCAAAUAUAUGAACUCUACCAAGUCACCCGUAGCUUACAUUUCAGCCCCAAAAACAGAACUAGGAGUGAAACCGGCACCAAUGAUGGCUGCGUUCUCUUCUCAAGGACCCAAUCUCGUCUCACCUCAAAUUUUGAAGCCUGAUGUCACUGCACCAGGCGUGAGCAUUCUUGCUGCCUUCACGGGAGCCACAAGUGCCACUGGCCUAACCUUGGACAAUCGCUACGUCCCAUUUAACUUGAUGUCCGGCACAUCCAUGUCAUGCCCCCAUGUCUCUGGUGUUGCUGGUCUCCUCAAAACACUUCACCCUGACUGGAGUCCUGCUGCUAUUAGAUCAGCCAUCAUGACCACAGCAAGAAGUCGGGAUAACACAGGAUCACCAAUGAAAGACUACGGCUUGGCCAAAGCUACACCAUUGGAAUAUGGUUCUGGUCACAUACGACCGAACCGUGCCAUGGACCCUGGCCUGGUCUUCGACCUCAACUUCACCGACUACUUGAGCUUCUUAUGUGCUUUUGGCUACAAUUCAACCCAGUUGGCUCAAUUCAAGAAGGGUUAUCAAUGCCCAACUACUCCUAUGAAUUUGGAGGACUUGAAUUACCCUUCGAUUGCAGCUCCUAACGUUACGAGGACUCUUACUGUGACUCGCACCAUGAAGAACGUUGGAUCACCUGGGACGUACAAGGUCCGAGUAGAACCUCCUUAUGGGAUAACCGUGACGGUGAAGCCGGAGAUCCUCAAGUUUGAUAAGGUUGGGGAGGAGAAGGUGUUUGAGGUCACUUUGAAGUCACAAGAAGGCAGCAUUGGUAGAGGAUAUCAAUUUGGAAGGUUGAUAUGGUCCGAUGGGAAGCAUUAUGUGAGAAUUCCUCUAGUGGUGAACGCCUUUGCGUGAGGUUGUUGGCUUGAUGGAUCCAUAGGAUUUCCUCUAUGUUUUCUUAGAUUUUUCUAGGUGUAAGCCAUGUUCCUCAGAGAGAACAGGGAAAUAGCGUCAUAGGUACCGUUCAUUUAAAUUUUCUUAGCAGUUGAUAUUAGUGUUUAGGUUGACAUUGUUUCAGUUGGUCACUUGAAUUAGUUGCCAUUUCGGCAAUUCAAAAGCAUUAAAGAAUA